Paraglomus occultum is the source of this 270-nucleotide messenger RNA. Lineage: Eukaryota; Fungi; Glomeromycota; Glomeromycetes; Paraglomerales; Paraglomeraceae. The record is from the annotation of a GenBank genome assembly.
CUCCCGGUGCUCCAGGAUGGGAUGGCAAGAUUGUUGCCACACUUUUUGGCUAUUUUGAUGCCUUUUUCACCCCCCAAGAGUGUUGUAAUGCAUGUAUUGUUACUGAUGCGCAAUGGUCUGGAUGGUACUUCUUGAAUGGGGGGCAGCCGGGCGUAAAUUUUGGAUGCUUUAUGGCCAAUACUCAAGAUUUGUCCGAGAUCUGUGAUGCCGCGACGACGGUAGUAGGAAUAGCUGAUGCUGGAAGAAUUCGCUGUCCUGGUGGUACUCCAG